AUGCUUGCACAAGGUUCCUUUUAUCGGGCUAUGGUUUUUAAAUAUCCCUGGAAACAAUGUUCGCAGUGUAUACAAUUAUUAUCUUCACAAGUCCUGCAACACAAUGCUGUCAAUGAAGGUCCUUGGAAUUUGUACUUGAAUAAAGUAUCAAACAAAAGUCUCAGCCCUGAUUCCCACCAGGAAAAUGUUGUACAACACCUGCAAAAAGUGUACGAGGAAGUCACAGCUUUCGAUAGACCAUCUUUACAUUUUCAACAACAAUCUUUCUUUAAUUUUUUUAAAAAAGUACCAGAAAAAAUAAUCGCUCCAAGAGGACUUUACAUCUAUGGAAGUGUUGGUGGAGGAAAAACUAUGCUAAUGGAUUUAUUUUAUGAAACAAUCCCAAUAAAAGAGAAACUUAGAGUUCACUUUAAUUCAUUUAUGUUGAACAUUCAUGCUAGAAUACAUGAGCUUAAAAUUAAGUCUGGAAGAGGUGCAAGUUCAUUUAGAGACGAAGGAUCUAAACCCUUCGACCCUAUACCUCCAGUAGCUGCUGAUAUUACACAGGAAUCAUGGGUGAUAUGUUUUGAUGAGUUUCAGGUAACAGAUAUAGGUGAUGCAAUGGUUUUGAAACGUCUAUUUACACAACUCUUUGACAAUGGUUGUGUAGUAAUAGCAACAAGUAAUCGGAAACCUGAUGAUUUGUAUAAAAAUGGUUUGCAAAGAUCAAACUUUCUGCCAUUCAUACCUGUUUUAAAGGAGCAUUGUACAGUUGUACAGUUAGACUCUGGUAUUGAUUAUAGACUAAGAGGCACUGGCAAUAAGUACAGCAAAUAUUUCAUAAAUAGUGAACUUCAAGAAAAUAAUGCUGUAGACACUCUAUUCAAAUUCUUAGCAUCAAAAGAGACUGAUACUGUAAGACCCAGAGUUAUUAAUAUUAUGGGAAGGAAUGUGAAGUUUGCUAAAUCAUGUGGAAGAGUUUUAGAUUCAACAUUUGAGGAGUUAUGUGAUAGGCCUAUAGGUGCCAGUGAUUAUCUUGUAAUAUCAAAAACCUUUCAUACUGUAUUCAUCCGGGAUCUUCCGCAAUUAUCUAUAAUGAAACAUAGAUCUCAGCUGCGUAGGUUUAUUACGCUUAUUGAUACAUUGUACGACAAUAGAGUUAGGGUUGUAAUUGCUGCAGAUUGUGAACCUAAAGAUCUUUUUAAAUUGGAGGAGAAAGACGAUUAUGCCGAUGCAGAUAGAGCUUUGAUGGAUGACUUGAAAAUUACGAAGGAUUCAGACGAUGCAAAGGCGGCAAUAUUUACAGGAGAAGAAGAAAUGUUUGCGUGCAACCGAUGUCUUUCACGAAUUAUGGAAAUGCAAACUGAUGAAUAUUGGGAUAAAUGGGGAAAAAAUCUUGAUUGA
Messenger RNA from Parnassius apollo (apollo), 1383 nucleotides. Lineage: Eukaryota; Metazoa; Arthropoda; Insecta; Lepidoptera; Papilionidae. The record is from the annotation of a GenBank genome assembly.